AGUCGCAGCUUCGAAAACGGAUUCGAAGUCACGAAGAUAUCGGUAGGAAGUGAUACGGGAACGAGCUAGAGCAGUACUACUUGAGGUAGCUCUGCCAAUUGCAGCAUCUCCUUACUAUGGAAGCGACUACGGAAGUGUAUUUCCGACACCAGGUCUUAGUCAAAAAGUAAGUCUUCCUCGCAUACUAAGUCGGUAUUUCCCUUCUCAACUCUCUUCAAAACAAUACCUCCUUUAGAACCGGUGUUCUACUUGUCAAUUUGAAACGCCUGUGUGGAAACAAUCUCAUUUGAAUUGCUGAAGUGGCAAUUCAAUCCGUUCAUAUGCUGGGUUCGAAAACUGCUCACGCGUACAAAUUUUUCUAUACUCGAUUCAGCAAACCUCGCAUUCUGUCGCACCAACUGCAAGGAAUGGUGUUGUUUCACGCUCUCGUACGUUACAGGGCUAAUCCUAGCAACUUUUUUCAAACACAUGGCACUUCACAGUCAUCUUCGGAUUUUGCAUCCAUUUCCAAGUUGUUGUCAGGAGCAAAGGUCGUCAGUCUAUAUCGAGCGCGCCAGAAAACAAGCAAUGGCAUGACAGUGGCGUGCUUAGUGUCGGAUUCGAUUACAUUUCGAACGGUGUACAAGCCUCAUGCAGGUUCCCGCCGUUACGCUCAUGCAAGGCAGACUAUCAGUACUUUGAUAGUUAUCUUGACAGCGACCAGGAACCACACUGAUCUGACGGGCGCUUACAGUAGACGUGGAUUCGACCCACAAUUUCUCCAGACGUUUAUGCACCAUCGGAAAUUAACAUGCCGUACAGCUUUGGUUCCGAGUAGAAAUCGGCCCAGCCCUGUAAACGCACGCAUGUAGGAGAUCACGAUAUGUCGUAAAGAAGCAGGGACACCAUACGGCAAGCUUCGUGGACCACAUAGGCGCUGUCUUCUUGAAUAUUUUCGAACUUACAACAGAUGUCGUGUGCCUAC
Dothidotthia symphoricarpi CBS 119687 is the source of this 964-nucleotide messenger RNA. RefSeq lists its product as uncharacterized. Lineage: Eukaryota; Fungi; Ascomycota; Dothideomycetes; Pleosporales; Dothidotthiaceae. The transcript has a single exon. Bases 321 to 851 code for a protein of 176 amino acids. The record is from RefSeq and is a predicted model, not a curated record.